UUGGACGCUGGGAUACAGUUGUCAGUCCAUGAACUGGAUGAAUAUGUUCAGCAGUGUAAACGCAUGUACCUGACUUCACAUGACAAACCACAGGCCUAUCAGAAAUUCCUUCUCAAGCGGCUUGUCGAGCUACGAAGACUUUUACACAACAUGAAGGAACGUGAGCACCACCUAGGCAUGUACACGGAUGUCCAGAGUCCCACUGAGGUAGCCCCAUCCGCCUCGCCAACAAUUGUGAAAGGUCAUACAUUCCAUGCGAUUUCUGCCCUUCGUCUUCUAUGGAAAGUUUGCGAGUCUUGUUGUCGGAGUGUCAAGUCGCCGGCGGGCAGUGUCCUCCUGUGUCGCGCUUGCUCCGUUGCCUGCCACGACUCCCCAGCAUGCGUUCGCGGUCUCCUCCGCUCGUGCCCCGCCUCGACUAUACAGACUGUGGAGGCUUCUAAACUAUCCUACCUUGGCGCCAGUCUGUCGAAACAGUCCUGGCAUUGCUGGAGCUGUCGCGUUCGUCUUCGUCCGCCUCAAUUAGAUCAACUUCCGUCACGGACCGUGUCUCCACACGAUGCUUUCUCAAGUCAUCAUCGCCACUCUCCUCCAUCUGCCGAAAUGCUCGAAAGCAUCAGGAGGCUGGAGCACGCGUCGACAGCGGAGAAGUUCAACCUCAAAUGCCUAAGCAAGGUGAUGGAAGAAGUAGCUGGUUUGUAUUCAUCCAAAUUGGGCCCUGUGCUGACCCACACAGACGCGAGGGUUGUUGCAAGUUGCGUCCAGGAGGCGGGACCGACAGACACGAGUCCGGCCCAACUCUGCUACUACUCAGGAAAAUUUUUUUGUGCAAAUUGUCAUUGGGGUGACCUGUGGCAAAUACCAGCCAAUAUUUUCACCCUUGGCGUUACCACCCCUCAUCCGGUCUCGCGUGAUGCUUUUAUCAGCCUCGAAUACAUGUGGUCGCGCCAAAAAUUUCGGGCUCCGGAGGCCUGGCAUCGUUGGAACCCACAAGCCGUGCUGGCAGGCAGUCUUCGGGUGCGUGGUCACCGUCUUCUCGAAACGUACUUUCGUGUUUGUGGUGAAGCCGCCAAGUAUCGAGGCAAAUUGGAAGAAAGCCAACCAACGUGGCUGUUAGAAGAACCCUUCGUAUAUACCAUGUGGACAGUGGAACAGGUUCUGGAUGGGUCGCUAAUUUCACUCCUGGAGGAAUUGUUGCAAGAAAUCGAGGACCAUGUGAAUGCCUGUGUGGUGAGUUUGAGUAAUGUUAACGAUGACGUCGUGAUUUGUAUGCACUCAUGUGAUCAACUUGCCGCGGCUGUGGAUCUGGUUUCUACAGCGCAAUCCCAUGCUUCUCGCCCACCUUCGUCCACGUUGAGUCGUGGACCGUGGUCUGUACUGUUGGUGGUUUAUUGUGUGUUCGAGUAUAGUUAA
Molecule: messenger RNA, 1410 nt
Organism: Mesocestoides corti
Lineage: Eukaryota; Metazoa; Platyhelminthes; Cestoda; Cyclophyllidea; Mesocestoididae
Source: the annotation of a GenBank genome assembly